GGACACAACUCUCUCUCUCUCUCACUCUCUCUCUCUCUUCGUCAACAACCCACCACACCACCCUCUUCCCUCCAACAAAAAUUCCUUCUUUCUUUUGGUAGUAGAUUCAGUUGCAUGUCCAUAUCACCAGGGCUUUGCUUCUGAUCUCUACCGUCCAUUCCUUUAAUACUAACGUACAUUUUAUCACUCCUUUCUCAUUUGCGAAUUUACGAAGUCACUUAUUCAUCCAUUUGUCGAUUUUCAAGAAUCAAUUUGUCCCAAUAUCUACAGUCUUCUCACCUUGGCUGCCUCCCAAUAUUGGAUCGUUGUCGUUGUGUCUAUCGCUCGCAUUCCCAUUGAACGAUUUGAAUCGAAUAAUUCUUCCUUUCGAAUCCCGUACAUCUCGCCUUGUAUUUUUUUUGGAACUGCGAGCGGUUUCUUCUUCGACAACAUUUUACUUUUCACUUUAACCAUAUGCUAUUCUUCUAAGGGUUUGUUCGGUUGUUGGUUAUCGAUCCGAUCUUAGGCAACAUGGCUACCAUAUCAACAACUACACAAAGUGAGGUUAGCAGCCCUUCACAGCUGCCUACCUUCGUCUUUCCUGCACGAGCUUCUCCAUCGUCUAUCUCAGCAACAUUCCCAAGAACCACAGGUCGGCGCCCGAUGUCUAUACCUACAGAAUUGCCAAGUUUCUCCUUCAAUCCUUCGACAACUCCAUCGCCCGCGAGCCCCGGGCUUUCUCCACCAAUCUCUCCAUGUUUCGCCAAUUUUGAUUUAUCAAAUUCUCCUAGAGCGGCUGGACAUCGCAGAGGUACGAGUGAAUUCAUAGGUGGAGAUGGCAAGGUAGGCUCGAAUACGGGAUUGAUGAGCACAAGUCCAACUCAAGUGGAAAACGCUUUGCCUCCACCUAAUCCAGGAAGACGUGGACAUGCACAUAGACGUUCUGCUGCUGUAUCCGCACACGAUAUCAAGAUGAUUCUGAACCCUACCGCUCCAAACCCACCGGCAAUGCCACGAGGAGGAUCCGCCCCAAAUUCUCCAUCUGGUCAUGAGAGUCAACAAGGUGCAAUUGGCCUCGCUAAAUCUCCCAGCAAUGACGAAGUCUCUUCCAUGAAACCCUUCAAUCGUGCCCGCGUUGGUUUCUCGGAUAACGUGGAAUUCAUUCCUCGGCCCGUGAGCGUCGUGUCUAGUGACACAUCUAGCACAGUCACAAUGCGACCAUCUCACUCGGUAUCGAAUUCCCUGAGCUCUGUUGUGUCGGGAGGAACUGUAACUCCACCAGCUAAUCUCACUCCUCCAAAUAAGGAUCUUCUCGCCUUACCAUCGCCCAAUAUUCGAGGAGCAGAUUCACGACCCAGAACUGCCAAUGCCAUCUUGGACCCGAUCAAGGAUACAACUCAAUCAACAGAGACUUGUCCAUCUUCAAGGCGACGUGGAUCUAUGCCUCUACUUGAUGAUAUCCAGACCGUUGCCCCUCCAAGCCCUAGGAAGAAGUGGACAUUUUUCGGACACGAGCCCGUAUCUGGUAAUUCUUCGCCAAGCCGAUCACGUCCUGUUAGCUCAACUUCUAUGGAUAGAUCGGAACCCAGUGCGCCAGUGUGCUCGCCAGCAACUCCCAGAUUUGACCAUGAUAUUUACUACAUGCCAUCCAUCGAACCCUCAAGUUCACGUAGGUCUUCAAUUUCAAGAAAAUCUGGCAAGAAACAAAAGAAAGUCAAGUCAUGGGCAGGAUCGAUAUUGUCGAGGAAAUCUCGCAGUCGCGGUCAGAAGAAAAAGGGAGGCCGCCGUUCUGCGACACCUCCUUUGCGUCCCUAUUCGGCAAUGAGUGACUCCGCGGCAGUUGAUAUUCAGCCAUUGCCUGUUCAUGCUGAAGAGCCCACCGCUCCCGAGCCACAAGACUAUGCGUCAUGGAAACCAAGACAGACUUACCCAUCUGACGACGAUGCCAUGAGUCCUAUUAUUGAUCUAGAUGCCGCUCUUGGUCCAUUCAACACCCCUUCCUCCUACGGAGCCGAAUGGGAAUCGUCACAAAAGACAUCAUCCAAGAGACGAAUGCACAGUGCGGCAGGCAUGGGUGGAUUUAUCGGACCGGGUAUGCAUUAUCAUCGAAGAGCUGAAAGUGCUCCUGAGAUGGUUCCAUUCGAAAAUAGAUUUGGCAUACAUCGUCUUGGUAGCAGCUCCACCAUGGCUGAUGUAUUUGAAGAAGACGAGGAAGAUGAUGAAUGGGAGGACACCAAGGCUUCUUCCGACAAAGAUUCCUUGGCCAGAACCGAGGAUGAUGAUCAAAAUGCCCUUGGCAUCGACAUCAAGGUUGUUGACGCGGAAGCAUUCAACAGCGACAAGAACACGGAUUGGCCUCUCGACGAAACACCAAGUGUAAACCAAAAGGACAGUGCGAGCCUGAAAUCUGGCCACUCCAAUAUGUCUUUAAAGGAUGAACCAAGAAUGGAAGAAGAAUCUAUUAGCCCAAUCGAAAUUGUAGAUGACUCUAUUCCUCCCAGACCCGAUUCCGGUGCACAAUCCUCGGAAUCUACAGCGACUCCGCCUUUUCGACCACGUCCUGCCAAAGAUCUCGCGCCCGUUGAGAUCAAUCCCUUUUCGCUACAGCCUGCAUAUCUCACCCAAAACAGUCCCCACUCGACCACUCACUCCUCGUUUCCAUCCCCCAGGUCCCCAUUUUCAUAUGAUACUCAACGCAUAUCCACGGCUCCAUCGUCGAUUGCAGAUGAAAAUGCUUUCCAAUCCUUACUACUUGGCGAACCUGGACCAGAAUUGAGAAUGUCUGUUGAUGAUGUUCCAUCACUAACAAGUAGCAAUUCUACCAUGACGAGGGAGAGUGGUGCGAAUCCAGGUUAUGUAUUUCGCGAUGGUCAACGUUCGGUUUCUGUCUCAUCUGCUAGUGGUCCAACCCGCAAACGCUCUAGCAUGGCCAGCUUGCAACGAUUAAUUAGCAGUUCUCAUGGGGAGAGAAGCAAGUUAUCCAUUGAAUCUCGUGCUCCCAGCAAUCCCGAAUUGGAGAGAAAAGAUAAAGCAAGCAGGAGCAAACGGAUCAGCCGCAUGAUUCAAUUCUGGAAGCCCAAGGAGUCAAAAGAAUCAACAUGAUUGUUGAUUGUGCUGUACCAUAUAAUUUUUGUCCCCGACUCACCAUUUCACUUACACACAGCUCUACAACUUGUGCGGGAGUAUCGAAUUCAACCUUAUGACACGAAUUCGGUACACAUGACUGGAACGAUAACCUGUCCUCAUUGAUAUUCAAAUGAUUGAACAUGGGCGGGAAUAAUGUGUAUCUAUUCACAUUUAAGGAUCAAUCGACCUUUGAUUGGUAUCCUACUUUUUUCGAGCUUCAUUGGUUUACACCUUGGCAGAGCACUUUGCACUUUUGAGCGAGAAUUUGGCGUUCUUCAGAUUUGAACAGGCGCGAUACAGAUGAAUAACUUUACACUACUACAUGCGCAUCUAAAUUUCUUUCCGGGAUUUGGAAAGACUCUUCUUGCAUUGAGGACAAGAUGUGUGGGCGGCUAGUUUCGAAACGUUCUCUUAUUUUAAUGAUAAAGCUGGGGUGUAUGGGGUAGCAUGAAGAUGAUUUAGUGUUUGCUUUGGAUUUUGCUUCAAUGACUUCUAUUUCCCGGGCGUGCGGGAAGGAAGAUCACAUUUCAUUUCAAUCAUGGAAUUUUACAAAUAGGGAUUUAAAGGAAGGAGUGGUUACAUCUGCUGGUGUGGGGCGCAAAUAUCUAUCUCUGAUAGGAAAUAUAUUUCUCAUCUUCAUCUUCAUCUUCAUGAGAGAUUGGAAUGAUGGGAUGGAGGAAGGGUGGCAUGUCUGUAGCCAGUAGACUGCGAGAGCACUCAUACUAAAGUAUGGUUGAUGCGACUAACAUAAUGAAUAUACUGAAAUUAGAAAUAUACAUUCUUUUAUGCAAUAUA
This is a messenger RNA of Botrytis cinerea B05.10, 3900 nucleotides long. RefSeq lists its product as hypothetical. The record is from RefSeq and is a predicted model, not a curated record. Lineage: Eukaryota; Fungi; Ascomycota; Leotiomycetes; Helotiales; Sclerotiniaceae. The transcript is spliced from 2 exons. Bases 511 to 3081 code for a protein of 856 amino acids.